Molecule: messenger RNA, 459 nt
Organism: Trichophyton rubrum CBS 118892
Lineage: Eukaryota; Fungi; Ascomycota; Eurotiomycetes; Onygenales; Arthrodermataceae
Exons: 5
Coding region: 1-459 (152 amino acids)
Source: RefSeq, a predicted model, not a curated record
AUGGCCUUUCCCUACCUCCAGCCCGCGCUGUACAUGAAGAUCCACGUCGGUGAGCAUACACCCCAGGGAUUCAUCAAAUCGGUCGAUGAAUUCAAGCCGUAUAUCGAUGCCACUAUUACCUUCGGCAGCGACUGGCUCUCGUCCGACUCUCUCGACAUGCUGCCACGUAUGAAUAUGAUCGGCCUUGCGCAAAACCAUGAUGGCAUCCCCUUUGCAUUCCGGUUCGACGGUAUAGUAGCCAUCUCUCGGGACGCGGUAACUCCUACGACGAGUGCAUGCACUGUAGCGCCCAAGACUGCCCCAUUUGGCUACUCGACCACUAACCACUCCUUUUCCAGUGGCCACGAGUCUUUUCAAGAUAUGCUAAAAUAUUCUUAUGUUGGCCACAGCAGAUACACCGUCACCGGAAAUGGCAUUCUGGUCGAAUGCUUCGUGUCCAGGCUGACGCAUGUUUGCUGA